Molecule: messenger RNA, 2308 nt
Organism: Microdochium trichocladiopsis
Lineage: Eukaryota; Fungi; Ascomycota; Sordariomycetes; Xylariales; Microdochiaceae
Exons: 1
Coding region: 442-1932 (496 amino acids)
Source: RefSeq, a predicted model, not a curated record
AAGGGACUUCCCCAACGGCCUGGUCUUGGGUCACAGAAGAGAUUCCGUUCCGCAUUGUCGUCCUCGGCCCGCCAUCAGAAGCAGAAUCUGCACAGUCCCCAGGACUUGACCGCGCGUACGUUGCUCCUCGUGGGCCGUGAGUUCCAGGAUUUGCUCAUGGCUGCGUGACCCGCCCGCAGCGUCAUCCGCCGCCCCACGUCACGAGCCGAGCCUCGAGUGCUUGAUCGCCUUGUUCUUGCCUCGCAAGCACUAAACAGCUGCCGACUGUCUUUCUACUUUGCUUCGCACAAUACCUUCAAGUUACCUCCACAAGCGAAGGGCCGAACGGCGACUCCAUGCCACUCUUGUGCGGCGUUCUCAGCAAGAUACGACGGUCUUGAUUCUGCCCACGCUUUCGGCGGAUGACGUAGCGUGGCACAACAGUGCUGCUUCGCCGCCAAAAUGCUCGACGAAAACCUGCCAACCUUUUUCUACAGACCUUCAUCCUCUGACCCGCUUCAGACGGUGCUGGCCUUCACACAGAACGGCUCAGAGAACGCGGCAGAGUACCUCUUCCGGAAAGCAGACCCCGCACUGCCAGAAUCCAAGAACAAAUACGCCUCGGCCCUCUCAGACGCCGUAAAUCCAAGCAUCCUCUUCGCCGAAGUCGUCAUCAGCCCGGAAUGGACACAGCCCACGCUCUCGGCCGCCGAGAUCCGGGCCAACAAUGGCGUGCCCCCGCCGCAGGUCCCCAUGAUCCCUGAGGCCUUCACCAUCCAGCUGUACAACCCAGACCAGCAGGUCGCCAUCAAGGGCGAGAAGAGCACCUGGACGGGCAAGGAAUCCUGGGAUUUUGAGAUGCCCCAGGUCAGCUUCCUCAAGCCCUCGAGCUCCGCGAUUGACCAGUCCGCGGAUCUCGACACCAGCAACAACCCGAGCAUCCCAAAGAUCAUGUUUCGGUGGAAGCGCGACUCCAAAUUCUCAAAGGACAUGACGUGCUACAUGACUGGCCGCUCCGUGCACGGCCGCAAGAGCAAGGAGCCCGACAUCACCGUCGCCAUGUUCAAGUGCGGCGGCCGCGAGCAGUCGCUCACCAUCUACGAGCCCAACCUGCAGCGCGUCGAGGUCGAGGACCGCAAGGGGCUCGAGGUUGUCCUGCUCCUGGGUGCCGAGGUCAUCCGCGAGAUCUAUCUCUUCCCCAGCCGCGACUCGUUCAAUAUCUCGGGAGCGACGCCCGCGACGAGACGCAAGAAUUCCCGCCCAAUAUCUCCUGCUCAGGCAGGCUCAACAGCAAAGGCCAACGGCUACGCAAUGAGUGGCGCCGUGAUGACCGGCGAUGUCCCACCUGCAGGCAAGACAGGAUCACCAGUUGCUGGCCAGCAGUCUUCUACAAACUCUCGGCCGAAUCCUGAGGUCGAGGCCGAAACCCGGCGGCUACAGGCCAUGGUCGAGCAGGAGAAGAGAGACAAGGAGAAGCGGGACCGCGAAGAGCAAAAGCGAAUCAAGAAGCUGCUCGAGGAGGAAGAGAAGGAACUCAAGCGGAAAGAUGCAGAGGUGGCCAAGGAGACGGAGCGGCUACGUAAGCUAUAUGGCAUGGAGGGCCAAGAUUAUGGCCCAAAGCCAAACCUGCCGCCUCGUCCGAGUGGCGGAAACCAGGGACAGCCAAACAAUUACCACAACAGUAACUACGGCGCCGGCCCUUCGAGGAUGAAUGUCACCUGGAACAACAUGCAAGCGCCGGCCAGACCGGUCAGCGCUGGCCCGCCACCUAAGCCAUCGGGUAGCGGGUUCAGUCGGUUUUUCCACAGCUCCGGAGAUCACUAUGCCCUCCCCAACCACCAUCGACAGCAGUCGCAGCCUCAGCAGCCGCAACAAGAACCGCCAAAGUCGAGCAGGAGGAGGAAAAGCGACGAGGGGGCGAAGAUCAAGAAGAAGAAGAGCGGGUUCUUUUGAGCUGGCCGACGCUGAAUCAUGAUACAGCAUCAGCUUCGGGUGUUUGUAUAUGUGGCAUGGCAGGUCGUGGUAUAUACCGCAUAUAGCCGCUGGAUGUGUCGGGAUAGCGUUGCUUUAGAAAUUGAUACCCAUCACAAGAUGAUGUCUUCUUUGAAAAGGCAUCCUAGAAAGGAUACACCAGGCACUGUAUACAUGUAUGCCGUGUGUGAUUCUCUUGAGGUUUUUGGUGGCUGUGAUGGCCGUUUCUCGGCAGAGCCUGCAACUAGUCCGCACUGGCAAUCCAGGCGAACCAUUGGUGUUGUCAUCGCUUGAUUAGCCUGUUGAAUGGGAGUAAGCGACCAUGUAAAGUAAUGCAGAUCUUCUAGAUCGGAGCUGC